AUCUACAUUUUGGCUCAGUUGAUCGGUCGCGAGUCGCAACGACUUUUAAGAGGGGGUGGGGGUCGUGGUUCUCAUCGCGUUUGGCUCCGCGCGCACACACUGUUCUGUUUCCUCGCACGCUCUUUCCCCCCGAUCCCUCGCAGCUUCGCGGCCGAUAGGCAUUCUCUUGUGGUUGAGUUCUGAUACUAUUAAUCAGGAAAAGCCAUGCAGGCAUCAAGAGCAAGGCUUUUCAAGGAGUACAAGGAAGUGCAACGUGAGAAAUCUGCAGACCCAGAUAUCCAGUUGAUAUGUGAUGAUAGUAACAUCUUCAAGUGGACUGCUCUUAUAAAGGGACCUUCUGAAACUCCUUAUGAAGGAGGUGUGUUUCAGCUUGCAUUUGCUAUCCCAGAACAGUAUCCUCUGCUUCCUCCCCAAGUUCGGUUUUUGACAAAGAUUUUCCAUCCAAAUGUGCAUUUUAAGACUGGGGAGAUAUGCCUGGAUAUCUUGAAGAAUGCUUGGAGCCCUGCGUGGACCCUCCAAUCUGUUUGCAGAGCUAUAAUAGCUCUGAUGGCGCAUCCAGAAGCGGAUAGUCCUCUCAAUUGUGAUUCAGGCAAUCUUCUACGAUCUGGCGAUAUCAGAGGAUACCGAUCGAUGGCGAGGAUGUAUACACGACUUGCUGCAAUGCCAAAGAAAGGAUGAUCGUCAGGGGCAAAUUAAAACCUCCAGUAAAUACAUCCACUUUCGUCUGUCUAUCAGUGUGGCGGUUAAUAGACUGCUAUUACACUGCUAUCAUGUUCCUUAUUUCUAAUGAACUUGAGUGCCUGUAAACUGCCGUGUUCUGCGCUAUUUCUUUGCCUGUAAUCUGAAGAUUAUUCUGCUAAUAAUCAUCAAUGACUAGCCAUUCUUGCUACCUGAAGAAUUUCCAGGCAUAAUCUUACUCAGCAGUGCUACAAUUCUUGUA
This is a messenger RNA of Ananas comosus (pineapple), 940 nucleotides long. Its product is annotated as protein PEROXIN-4. The record is from RefSeq and is a predicted model, not a curated record. The coding region runs from base 205 to 678 and encodes 157 amino acids. The transcript has 6 exons. Lineage: Eukaryota; Viridiplantae; Streptophyta; Magnoliopsida; Poales; Bromeliaceae.